This is a messenger RNA of Glarea lozoyensis ATCC 20868, 948 nucleotides long. RefSeq lists its product as uncharacterized. The record is from RefSeq and is a predicted model, not a curated record. NCBI's taxonomy places the organism in Eukaryota, Fungi, Ascomycota, Leotiomycetes, Helotiales, Helotiaceae. The transcript has a single exon. The coding region runs from base 1 to 948 and encodes 315 amino acids.
AUGAAACUCUCACUCCUCCUCGCCCUCACAACCGCAACCCUCACGCUCUCCCUCGCAAUCCCCAACCCAAUCACCCGCUCCGUCGAAAAGGGAUGUAAAGACUGCGGUUCCCCUUUCUCGACCGAUCCAUGUUGCGGGGGUCUUUUUGUUGGAGCUGAAGCUGAGAAGAGAGAAGCACAGGUGGUUGAGAUAGCUGCUCGCUCCGUCGAGGAGGCUGAUAAGGGAUGUAAAGACUGCGGUUCCCCUUUCUCAACCGAUCCAUGUUGUUUCGCCAGACGAGCUGCUGAAGCAGAGAUCGAAGCUCGUGAGGUAAAUACCACAGAAGCAGCGAACAAGAAAUGCAAAGACUGCGGCUCCCCCUUCUCAACCGACCCAUGUUGUUUCGCCAAACGCGCCGCCGAAGCAGAACUCCAAUCCCGCAACGCCGCCGCCGAACUCGCAUACCGCACCGCCCUCGAACAAACCUGCAAGAUCUGCGGCGGUCCCUUCGGCGGCUGGCGCUGCUGCAUCCCCGCUGAGAUCGAGACUCGCUCACCCACCCUCGAAGCGCGUGAGGCUCUUGAGCAAACCUGCAAGAUCUGCGGUGGACCAUUCGGCGGCUGGCGCUGCUGCGUCCCCGCAGAAAUCGCCGAGAUCGAAGCGCGAACAGAAGAAGCUGCUGAGAUCCAAGCGCGUGAGGGGCUCGAGCAAACCUGCAAGAUCUGCGGUGGGCCGUUUGGGGGUUGGAGAUGUUGCGUGCCUGCCGAGAUCGAAGCCCGCACCGCUGAACUCGAGACUCGCUCGUACGCAACUGAGCUGGAAGCGCGCGCAGCGCUCGAGAACACAUGUAAGAUCUGUGGUGGGCCGUUUGGGGGAUGGAGAUGCUGUGUACCUGCUGAGAUUGAGACGCGUGAGGAGAUGUGUCAGCGGGAUCCGCAAGAUCCUCAAUGCUCCGACGGAUCGAUUUGA